UAUAUCUAUUUUUAAUUGAUUUUAAUGUGGGGUUUUAUUGCUUAUUGUUUAAUUUAAAUGCUGUUGCAUAAUGCAUUUAUUCACCUUAUGUAAAGCACUUUGAAUUGCCUUUGUGUUUGACAAAGCUUAGCCUUGCCAUGGUCAGCUGUGCACCAGCAUCCCUUGGAGCCAGUGAGGAUUCAGGAUGUCUUGCUCAAGGACACAUCAGCAAUAGCAGCAGAAGCAGGGUGGAUGCUGACAGACAUGGGGUUUACUUCUCAUCUUUCCAUCCUCCAUCCACCCUAACCUGCUGUGUUGGGGAAACCCCUGAUGAGUGGGACCUGUAUCCAUGAGCCCCGUGCCCCUUCCCCCUCCCUGUCAGGCUUCAGUACCCCCAUCUCAGAACCCCCCUAUCGAAGACUCGAUGGAGACACCCCUGCCUGCACCCCCGAAACGGACCUGACCCCCACACAGUGUGUCCUCCGAAACGUGCUGUCCAUUGACACCGGUGGACAGGGGGCACCGGGUGGCAGCAGCCCCACUCCCAGUGAUGGACCCCACUUUGACAACAGCGUACUAAAACUACACGAACAUGAGGCCUGCCAGUGUGGCGGCGGGGCUGAGGCGGGGCACAGUCCAGAGGCUGGCGCUGUUCGGAGCCAGUCGGAGAACAUUCGGCUACAAUCAGGAAGUGGAGGUUUUUUGGAGGGACUGUUUGGCUGUCUAAAACCAGUCUGGACCAUGAUUGGAAAAGCCUACUCCACUGAACACAAACAUAGCCAUGAAGGUCUGCGUUUAGAGUCCUGGGAGGUUCCCUUUGAGGAAAUCUCGGACCUGCAGUGGGUGGGCAGCGGGGCACAGGGGGCCGUCUUCCUCGGAAAGUUCCACGGAGAAGACGUGGCUGUAAAGAAAGUGCGGGACAUCAAAGAGACUGAGAUCAAACACCUACGCAAACUCAAGCACCCCAACAUCAUCACUUUCAAGGGUGUGUGCACACAGGCUCCUUGUUACUGUAUCUUGAUGGAAUACUGUGCCCAAGGCCAACUGUAUGAGGUGUUGAGGGCCGGCCGUAAAAUCACCCCCUCCCUCCUGGUUGACUGGUCCAUGGGCAUUGCAGGCGGCAUGAACUACCUACACCUCCACAAAAUCAUCCACCGAGACCUCAAGUCCCCCAAUAUGCUGAUCACACACGACGACCUGGUAAAGAUCUCAGACUUCGGCACCUCAAAGGAGCUCAGUGACAAGAGCACCAAAAUGUCAUUUGCUGGCACCGUAGCCUGGAUGGCCCCUGAAGUCAUUCGGAAUGAGCCAGUGUCAGAAAAGGUGGACAUCUGGUCCUUUGGAGUGGUGCUAUGGGAGAUGCUAACUGGGGAGAUCCCUUAUAAAGAUGUGGACUCAUCUGCCAUCAUCUGGGGUGUGGGUAACAACAGCCUUCAGCUACCCAUACCUGAGAGCUGCCCUGACGGCUUCAAGAUCCUCCUCAGACAGUGCUGGAACUGUAAGCCCAGGAAUAGACCUUCUUUCCGUCAGAUCCUUCUCCAUCUGGAUAUAGCGUCAGCUGAUGUGCUGUCCACUCCGCAAGAGACGUACUUCAAGUCUCAGGCUGAAUGGCGAGAAGAGGUGAAACAGCACUUUGAGAAGAUUAAAUCUGAGGGUACUUGUCUCCACCGACUCGAUGAGGAACUGAUCAACCGACGCAGAGAGGAGCUCAGGCAUGCUUUGGACAUCCGUGAGCACUAUGAGAGGAAACUGGAGAGGGCUAAUAACCUUUAUAUGGAGCUCAGUGCUGUCAUGCUGCAGCUGGAACUCAAAGAGAAAGAGUUGCAGAGGAGAGAGCAAUCUUUAGAUAAGAAGUAUCCCGGCUUGUUUAAGCACCACAGCUCCAGACAGAGCAGCUCCUCUAACUCCAUGGACAAACUCAUCAAGAAGAGAAAUGUCCCACAGAAACUGCCUUCAGGAAAGAGGCCAGACAUCCUAAAGUCUGAGGUAAUCAUUCCCAAAAUGGAUUCCUCCGUGAUGCAAGUCACUAUCCCAGCCUGCCCCAACAGAAGCUCCACCUCUCCCAGUCGGUCUCGGAGGGUAAAGACCCGCCAUCGCAAGCCCGGUAAGGGCAGCAGUGGGGACCUGGCUGGACUUAAGGCAAAUCAGUCAUCACCUAAUAGGGACACAACUGUCCAGGCUAACAGUUCAACCACUAACACCUCCAAGCAGCUGCUGGAGCCUUCUGCAGCCCUGCGGGGCCUCAGCCACGAGCAGCAGCAGAGGCAGCUGUCCUCCUCCAGCCCUGACCUCAUCUGCACCACGCUGGAGGCAGAAGGCCAGGGAAAAGGGGAUCCUUCCGUGGGCGGGCUGGAGAGAGGGGGGAGCCUCAGUGCCUCUGCAGGUUUAGGGGGAUCAGAAGUGGGGGCAGCCGGUCUGGAUGAUCUCACAGAAACUCCUCCCCGCAGUGACACUCCCAGUGAGGAUGCUGCAUCAUUCCCAUUCUCCAGCAGCCCAGACUCACCGUGUGGGAGGGGGGCGGCAGCAGGGCGGGGAUCUCUGGGAUCCCCACGCCUGCCCCAUGACGGGGAGGACAAAGAGGAGGGAGCCGGUGCUGUGAGGAUGCCACGGGGGGCAUCGGGGGGAAUCGGAAGUCAGCACCUCACACCUUCAGCCAUUCUGUACAGGGCAGCUAUCACACGCAAACAGAGGCGUGGAGUGUCAUCAGAAGAGGAGGAGGGUGAAGUUGACAGUGAGGUUGAGUUACCACGGAGACGACGUCCGACCAGCAUCACCAAGUGCCAGUCGGUGUCUACCUUCAGCUCAGAGAACCUGUCGGUAUCAGACGGCGAGGAGGGCCACACUACUGACCACUCCCACAGCGGCACCCCCGACGUGGUCAGCACCAACACAGACGACAGGUUGGACGACCGCAGCGAUGACCUCCUCUCUCAGGGAUCCGAAAUCCCGGCGGACAACACGGAUCCUGUGCAGGCUUCCGACGGCCUGUCGGAAAGAGACAGCGCCACGGGCCAGGCCAAAGCUCAGCUGGACGCCGGGCAGAAUCCUAAUGAGAGUCGGGCACUGUGCGAUGACUCUGACUGCGACAGUGCUGAGCUGGAUCAGUCAGGUAGCGGAGAGCUCAGCCGUCCUCCCAGCGCUGGAGCGUGGCUGCCGCCGUCUCAACCGUUACCCUAUCAGGGGUCUCCGCAGGCGCCUCAUACAGGACCUCCGUAGACCACGGGACACUCCAGCUACCCUACAGUGAACAACCAUCACAGGCGUACACCAAUCUGUCAGUGCAGUACAUUACUGUUGUCAUGAGGGAUCACACCUACUACACCACUCAGACUAUGACAAGUUGACUUAUGGUGUCUCAUAAGUUUGUUGGCUGGCAAACCUACAUCAGAUGACAUAGGACAUUUGUCAUAACCUGACAUCAUAUUUUUUGGCAGCUUGUGACAUCAGAUAAAUGUCAUGUAAGUUCAGUAGGGUUUUCUAGGCAAAAUAGUUACCAAGGUAACCGUAGCCACCGCUCCAGUUUAGCAAAAACCCUUCCACAGACACACACGCACAAGACACCACACUCUUAGUCCUUUAAACACUCUAACCCUCACUCUGGGAGCAUCCUGAUACUCCAUACACUAAUGCAUUAAAUACUAAUGAAUAAUAAUGUAAAUAUCCAUUACAUACCACAUGAGAAAUAUCUAACUUUAUUUUAUUUGUAAGAUAAAAAUGUAAGACUAAACGGUAUGCAGCCCUGUGAACAAAUGCAUGACUACAUGUUUAUAAUUUAUGGUUCGAAUGUGUCCGUUUUAUAUUUUGUGAAAGUUUACACUUUUUUAAUCCUGAAAGUAUUACUUCAGUUAUUUUGUUUAUGUUAAUAAAUGUCAGCACUGAAAAAAAAGGGGGGGAAAAAAGUCAUAAUGGAAUGAAAAUCUCACCAAGACAUCAAUCAUGAUGCGUAAUUAGGGUUCUCAGUAGGUAAUAUAUAUUAUUUUUUUUAACCCUCCUAACUACUGAGUUUCAAAUACACGGAAGACAUGCGUGAGGUUUUUAUUAAGGUUAUCGAAUUUGUGAUAGAAUGGGAGACCUUUGAGUUCACUCAAAAAGCACUUCUACUAUUGUACAGUAGAUACUGCUCUACCGGUUUCUGAAAUUGUCGUCUUUUAUUAUUAGGAUGCACAGCAAUGACCUCUUCUGACACGCACUAGUAUUUCUAACCAAGCUAACAUCUUAUGCUUCAACUCUCUCAGCAACAACACUGGUGCAGGUGCUUCAGUGAUGAACACACACAGGUGAAGGUGCUUUUGUACAGAACCACAAGGACUCCUAUAGUUCACGAUGUUGGUAGGCUUCUUAAAAACCUCCACUGUUCCUUUUACCCUUUAAGAUUACUGCGGAAGUAGCCAGAUAAGGAAUAGAGCACUUCUCUGUGGUGGUUACUAGUCGAAAAAAAAAAAAAAGUAAGUAUCCUUUGGGUUUGAAUAGAAAUGUUUUGUUUUUAUACAGCAUUGCACAUUGUACCUGUAACAUAGGAAUUAUAUCAAAAAGCAAAAUAUUAUGAGCAACAAUAAAUAAUGUAUUGGUUAAAAAAAAAAAAAAAAGUGUGAUGUUUGCUUAAAAAGACGGGUCGUGUUAUAGCUACAGUUUGUGCUGUUGCUACAUCACAUAAAAACAGCUAAAAGAUAAAUAAAUGACUAUUUUCAACGACUCUAAGCAUGCCCAAACUGUUCUAGUGUCAUUUACUGACUUACAGUUUUGCCCUUUCACACCUGUAUGCCAUUAAAAUAAGAUUCCCCCCA
This is a messenger RNA of Thunnus maccoyii (southern bluefin tuna), 4763 nucleotides long. It is a transcript of the gene map3k12, whose product is annotated as mitogen-activated protein kinase kinase kinase 12. NCBI's taxonomy places the organism in Eukaryota, Metazoa, Chordata, Actinopteri, Scombriformes, Scombridae. The transcript has 14 exons. The record is from RefSeq and is a predicted model, not a curated record. Gene Ontology annotation, molecular function: JUN kinase kinase kinase activity; ATP binding. The coding region runs from base 310 to 3195 and encodes 961 amino acids. Gene Ontology annotation, biological process: JNK cascade; protein autophosphorylation.